AUUAACCAAGCAACCAACCCCCUCUUCUUCUUCAAGUUAUCUCUCUCAGACACAGCCAUGGAGAAUCAGCAGCACAUGGUGUUACUUUCAAGUCCAGGGCUUGGCCAUCUCAUACCAGUCAUCGAACUGGGAAAACGAUUCGUCUUCCAUCACAACCUCAAAAUCACCAUCAUCGCCUUCACUUCGCAUACCUCACAUGCUGAAAAACUCGUCCUCAAGACUGCCACGUCCGGCGGUUUCAUCGACAUCGUAGAAAUCCCCCCGCCGGACAUAUCCUCUGUCAUCGACCCCGACGCCGCCAUCGUCACCCGCCUCUGUGUCAUGAUGCGUGAAGGCGUCCCUGCCAUCCGUGACGCUCUUUCCAACCUGGCAGGCACGGCCACGGUGCGACCUUCGGCACUCAUCGUAGACAUAUUUGGGACGGAGGCUCUUGGUGUUGCAGAAGAAUUGAAGAUGCGUAAGUACGUGUUCGUGGCUUCCCAUGCUUGGUUCCUUUCCUUGUUGAUAUACGCUCCAACUCUUGACAAACAAGUUCAGGGUCAAUAUGUUGACCAGAAAGAACCAUUCCAGAUCCCCGGUUGCACUCCGCUUCGACCCGAAGACGUGGUUGACCCCAUGUUGGACCGAAAUGACAAGCAGUACCAAGAAUACCUAGGUUUUUGCAACGGAAUACCCAAAGUUAAUGAUAUAGGUGACGGGGUGCUGGUGAACACUUGGGAGACUCUUCAACAGAAAGAUCUUGAAUCACUGAGAAACAGAAACUUAUUGGGUGGGAUCCUGAAGGCUCCGGUCUAUGCUGUGGGGCCCCUAGUAAGGCUGCCCGAUUCAGAAAUGAGUCAAGGGAUUGAAUGGCUCACGCAUUGGCUCGACGGUCAACCGGAGGAAUCGGUGAUAUACGUGUCAUUUGGGAGCGGUGGAACGAUGUCGUGUGAGCAAAUGACAGAGCUGGCUUGGGGUUUAGAGCUGAGCGGCCAGAGGUUUAUUUGGGUGCUUCGCGCACCCAUAGACGCUGCGGACGCAGCUUUUUUCACCACUGGGAGUGAUGGCCGCGAUGAAGGCGGCAGUAAGCUGUCAAAGUACUUGCCGGAAGGGUUCUCGUCGAGGACGUACAACGUUGGCGUUUUGGUUUCGGAAUGGGGCCCACAAGUUGAUAUUUUGACGCACCCUUCCGUUGGUGGCUUUUUAUCGCACUGUGGCUGGAAUUCCGCUCUUGAAAGCAUUACUAACGGGGUGCCCAUGAUUGCUUGGCCUCUCUACGCCGAGCAGAGGAUGAACGCAACGCUGUUCGUGGAGGAGCUCGGGGUGGCUGUGAGGCCAAGGGUUCUGCCGACCAAGAAGGUGGUGGACAGGGAUGAGAUCGCGAGCGUGGUGAGGGAGAUCAUGGUGGUUGAAGAAGAUUGUAAUAAGGUGAAGAAGAAGAACCCUAUAAGGGAGGGAGUGAAAGCCAUACGGCGAAGUGCGGUGGAAGCUUUGUCCAAAGGAGGCGCACUUGCUCAAGUGGUGGCGACUGGCGAGGAGUGAGUGACGGAAUGAUCGACACGUGUUACCUAUCCCUUGCACGUUUUAAAUUUAUUUUUUUAUUAUAAACCAGAACAAAAUUAAUUUAUUAUAGCAACAAUAAUAACUUAAUUGUCUGUAUUAUAAUUAUUAGACUCAAUUUGA
This is a messenger RNA of Arachis duranensis, 1662 nucleotides long. RefSeq names its product anthocyanidin 3-O-glucosyltransferase 5-like. The coding region runs from base 58 to 1521 and encodes 487 amino acids. The record is from RefSeq and is a predicted model, not a curated record. Gene Ontology annotation, molecular function: UDP-glycosyltransferase activity. Lineage: Eukaryota; Viridiplantae; Streptophyta; Magnoliopsida; Fabales; Fabaceae. The transcript is spliced from 2 exons.